This is a messenger RNA of Microcebus murinus (gray mouse lemur), 444 nucleotides long. It is a transcript of the gene EDDM3B, whose product is annotated as epididymal protein 3B. NCBI's taxonomy places the organism in Eukaryota, Metazoa, Chordata, Mammalia, Primates, Cheirogaleidae. The record is from RefSeq and is a predicted model, not a curated record.
AUGGCGUCCUCUUUAAAGAUCUGGGGCACUCUCUUGACCCUGCUUUGCAUCCUGUGCAGGCUGCUUGUACACAGAAAUGAUGUUUCCUGGAGAGAAUUCAUGAAACAGCACCACAUAAGUCCAAGCCGAGAAUUCAGUGAGUACAAAUGUAAUGUCCUCAUGAGGGAGCAAGAAGCUCUGAAAGGCAAGAGCUCUCAUGUGUUCAUCUAUAGCUCAUGGUACAGAAUUGAGCACAUGUGCAAUAACGGCAACUGGAAGGGCCGAUACAAAAAUACAUACAUAUGGUUCGAGGGUGGCCUCAAAGUACUCCAGUGUCACCAGGAGAAUGACAACAAUGGCUACACAGAGAGCAGAAGCUUCAGUUACAUUGAAUUCCACUGUGGCAUGGAUGGUUAUGUUGAUAGCAUAGAGGACCUGAAGAUGCUACAACUUAUCAGCGACUAG